GCUGUGAGGCGGCCUCUGAGGGGAAAAAAACGCCAGAAAAGAUGGCCCGACCUUCCAAGUAGUGGAUUAAAGGACGGGGUCGAAAACCAAUAAAAGGGAUGAGGAGGUGGGAUCAUUGCUUUCCGGAGCCAGAAGUACCGUUACAGGGCACACUUCUUGUCCAAUCAACGCCUCCAGACUUUGGCUCAGGUGACCACAGAGUGCGAGGGGCGGAGCUACAGCCUGGCGCGAGGAACCGUUAAGAUGGACAAUGAAUGUAGCCAAUGAGGUACUCCGACUGAGGCGUUGGGAACCCAAUAACAGUGGCCGGGCGGGCGCCUUCCCGGAGCGCGGGGAGAUGUAAAGACAGACAAGUAGUUUUCCCAAUGAGGCUGUAGAAGAGGGGAGCUACUUGGCCAAUGGAGGCGGCGGGGCGGGAUCCUUUGCAGCGGCGGAGCCCAAGAUGGCGGCAUGCGGUUCCGCUGUGUGAAACCAGCGCGGGGCGGCGGGUUCAUCAGCUCCGCGGAGACGACCUCCGACGACCCGCAGCAAUGAAGGGGAAAGAGCGCUCUCCAGUCAAAUCCAAGCGCUCCCGUGGUGGUGAGGAUUCGACUUCUCGUGGGGAGCGGAGCAAGAAGUUAGGGGGCUCUGGCGGCAGCAAUGGGAGCAGCAGCGGUAAGACCGACGGCGGCGGGUCGCGGCGCAGCCUCCAUCUCGACAAGUCCAGCAGCCGAGGCGGCAGCCGCGAGUAUGACACCGGAGGGGGCAGCUCCAGUAGCCGCUUGCACAGUUACAGCUCCCCGAGCGCUAAAAAUUCCUCGGGCGGGGGCGAGUCGCGCAGCAGCUCCCGAGGUGGAGGCGGGGAGUCACGUUCCUCGGGGGCCGCCUCCUCCGCUGCUGACGGCGGGGAGUACAAGACCCUGAAGAUCAGCGAGCUGGGGUCCCAGCUGAGUGACGAAGCGGUGGAGGACGGGCUGUUCCACGAGUUCAAACGCUUCGGUGAUGUGAGUGUCAAAAUCAGCCAUCUCUCGGGUUCUGGCGGCGGGGACGAGCGCGUCGCCUUUGUGAACUUCCGGCGGUCAGAGGACGCGCGGGCGGCCAAGCAUGCCAGAGGCCGCCUGGUGCUCUAUGACCGGCCCCUGAAGAUAGAAGCCGUGUACGUGAGCCGGCGCCGCAGCCGCUCCCCCCUGGACAAGGAUUCUUACCCGCCGUCGUCCAGCGUGGUCGGGGCCUCGGUCGGCGGUCACCGGCACGCCCCGGGCGGAGGGGGUGGAGGCCAGAGAUCCCUGUCCCCCGGCGGGGCGGCCUUGGGAUACAGAGACUACCGAUUGCAGCAGCUGGCCCUUGGCCGCCUGCCCCCUCCGCCGCCGCCACCCUUGCCCCGGGACCUGGAGAGGGAGCGGGACUACCCGUUCUAUGAGCGAGUGCGCCCGGCAUACAACCUCGAGCCCCGGGUGGGAGCUGGAGCAGGUGCUGCUCCUUUCAGAGAAGUGGAUGAGAUCUCACCGGAGGAUGAUCAGCGAGCUAACAGGACGCUUUUCCUGGGCAACCUGGACAUCACGGUGACCGAGAGCGAUCUAAGGAGGGCUUUUGAUCGCUUUGGAGUCAUCACAGAAGUAGACAUUAAGAGGCCUUCUCGGGGCCAGACCAGUACCUAUGGCUUUCUCAAAUUUGAGAACCUAGACAUGUCUCACCGAGCCAAAGUGGCAAUGUCUGGCAAGAUUAUUAUUCGGAAUCCUAUCAAAAUUGGUUAUGGUAAAGCUACACCCACCACCCGCCUCUGGGUAGGUGGCCUGGGACCUUGGGUGCCUCUUGCUGCCCUGGCACGAGAAUUUGACCGGUUUGGCACCAUACGCACCAUAGACUAUCGCAAAGGUGAUAGUUGGGCCUAUAUCCAGUAUGAAAGCCUAGAUGCCGCUCAUGCUGCCUGGACCCAUAUGCGGGGCUUUCCACUUGGUGGUCCAGAUCGCCGCCUUAGAGUAGACUUUGCAGACACAGAACAUCGGUACCACCAGCAGUAUCUGCAGCCUCUGCCCUUAACUCAUUAUGACUUGGUGACAGAUGCUUUUGGACAUCGGGCACCUGACCCUUUGAGGGGUGCGAGGGAUAGGACACCACCCUUACUAUACAGAGAUUGUGAUCGGGACCUUUAUACUGACUCUGAUUGGGUGCCACCCCCGCCCCCAGUCCGGGAACGCAGCACUCGGACUGCCCCUACUUCUGUGCCUGCUUAUGAGCCACUGGAUAGCCUGGAUCGCAGGCGGGAUGGCUGGUCCUUGGACCGGGACAGAGGUGAUCGAGAUCUGCCCAGCAGCAGAGACCAGCCCAGGAAGCGAAGGCUGCCUGAGGACAGUGGGGGACGGCAUCUGGAUAGGUCCCCUGAGAGCGACCGUCCUCGGAAACGUCACUGCGUUCCUUCUCCUGAUCGCAGUCCAGACUUGAGCAGUAGCAGGGAUCGCUACAACAGUGACAAUGAUCGAUCUUCUCGUCUUCUUCUCUUGGAAAGGCCCUCUCCAAUCAAAGACAGACGAGGUAGUUUGGAGAAAAGCCAGGGUGACAAGCGAGACCGCAAAAACUCUGCAUCAGUUGAACGUGAUAGGAAGCAUCGGACAGCUGCUCCCACUGAGGGAAAAAGCCCUCUGAAAAAAGAAGACCGGUCUGAUGGGAGUGCAGCCAGCACCAGCACUGUUUCUUCAAAGCUGAAGACCCCUUCCCAGAAACAGGAUGGUGGGACAGCCCCUGCUGCAGCCGCCUCUCCCAAGCUCUGUUUGGCCUGGCAGGGCAUGCUUCUAUUGAAGAACAGCAACUUUCCUUCCAACAUGCAUCUGUUGCAGGGCGACCUCCAAGUGGCUAGUAGUCUUCUCGUGGAGGGCUCCAGUGGAGGCAAAGUUGCCCAGCUCAAGAUCACUCAGCGUCUUCGUUUGGACCAGCCCAAGUUGGAUGAAGUAACUCGACGCAUCAAAGUGGCAGGGCCCAAUGGUUAUGCCAUUCUUCUGGCUGUGCCUGGAAGUUCUGACGGCAGAUCCUCUUCCUCCGCCACAUCAGAUACUGCCACCUCUACUCAGAGGCCACUAAGGAACCUGGUGUCCUAUUUAAAGCAAAAGCAGGCUGCUGGGGUGAUCAGCCUCCCCGUGGGGGGCAACAAAGACAAGGAAAACACCGGGGUCCUUCAUGCCUUCCCACCCUGUGAGUUCUCCCAGCAGUUCCUGGAUUCUCCUGCCAAGGCACUGGCCAAAUCUGAAGAAGAUUACCUGGUCAUGAUCAUUGUCCGUGCUGAGGCGUUACUUGCUGCUGCUCAGAUCUUGUAUGUCUUGAGCAAGAAGCAGGGAGACCAUCACUUUGACUUAUCGCGGUGUGUCAAUUCUGAAGGAUCACUAGUGUUACUGUGACCCCCCUUUGUUUGCAGCGAAGGGGAUCAUUUGCUUCUCGGUCCUCAACUUGAUGAGGAAAUGGUGCUGUUGGCUGGCACGAAAGAAGCCGGGGCAAGCACCGUAAGCCUCACCACAGUGCACGAGUCGGGGGCUUUGCUGGUUUGAAGAGCCGGAGUUGCUGAAAUUUAAGUUUUGAUUUAUUUUGUUCACCUGUCACGUUUGGCCUUAGUUUCAUUUUUAAUUUGAAGAAAAGUUUGCAAUUGCUUUAUCUUGCACUUAACAUUUGCACCAAAUUGCCAAAAGAAGGAGAAUGCUCCGUUUGCUUUUUAAAUGUUAAUGAUGAUGUUAAUAAAGCCUUUCCUGACACAUUUGAGGAGCUCCUCCGUCUCCAGGGGCUUCUCACCAGAGGUAUGCAGUGAUGGGUUUAGUUCUGAAUGGAUGAAGAGUUCCUGAGAGCUAGCGUUUGUAAUUAGAACCGUUACUUGGUAUCUGUGCCUUAUUUGACCUGUGGUUCCACAUGCCUUGGAUGUGCAUGCACCGUGACGGUUUCAUAGGUACGAACGCACACUCAGGCCCAGACACCUCGGUUGGUAGUACAGAUGGUGAGGAAAAAAUGGAGGCAUCCUUAAGAAGGAAAAGUGUUUGCCUUUAGUUCCUGCAUUAUCCUGCACAGGGGGUCCUGAGCUUUGGAAGCUGUUCCCAGUACAGGAGAACAACUCCCCUGUUUGCAGCAGGAGACUUCGGUGCACAGUGACAACGCUGGAGUUCAAGAGGAAGCCAGCAAUGCUGCACCAUUGGCUUCAGACACCAUUGUUGUUUGCCAGUUGUAAACUUAACUAGUUGCAGACGAAGACCACCUUGACAUGCAGGCUUGUUGGGCUUGUUUUGAAUUUUAACCUCGGAUGGAAGAGCCUAGUGCUGUCUGUCUCCAUGCGGGAUGAUGAUUACUUAGGCAACAGGUGAUUACCAACAAAGGAUGCCACGCUUAUACUCUGCAAGGUGGUGUUCCAGUGGCAAACAGCUGUAUAAGCUCUUGUAAACAGGUAAGAGGGUUUUUAGAGGUCAAAAUGCAUUAUAAUUAAUAGGGAUUUUAAUGUUGGGGGUAUGCUUCUCUGGAAAUCUUCAGGCACUACCUCCCCUUCACCAAAGUAUUGUAUUUAUAAAAUUCCAGGCCAGAACUUUUGUUCUGCUAUUUUUAUUUUUUAAAAAAACAAAAUUAUUGUGGGAGCCAAAGCAUUGAAAUCUUGGUUAUGGAUUUGGGGCCUUGAUAUCCUUUAAAAUUUUGACAUUUUCCAUUAGCCAUGACCUUCACCCUUAGUGGUGAUUUACUGGUGCUGGAAGAAUUUCCUGCUGUAAACCUCCAAGUUAACAAAAUUAUAGUAUGUAGCAACAACAACGAGGAAAUGUGUACCAUCAAACUAGGAAUGAUAGAUAAUUUAGCCAAAAUGGUUAGUUUUUUUUUUUCUCCUUGUCCUACAAAGAGAUUAAUUAUAAAAUUUGGCCACUACAACUUUAGGGGAGUGAAUAGGCAAUGUUGACAAGGCUAUUACAUCAUUUUCGUGGUCCAUUUAGUCUUCCCAGCCUUCUGAACCCUUGCAGCUCCUCUCCCCAACAUUAAUCAAGUGUGAGAUUUUGGCAACUUAACACAAGCACAAUAGUUUAAUGUAUAGUAGAAUUUAGGUUUUCUUGAUUUAUUUAAAAUUGUAUAAAAUUUGAGAAUUUUUUAAAUGAAAUUUAGGGGGGAAAGUGUUCUGUUUGUUUUUUUCAGGUUCUCAAUGUGUCUUACAAGAGUUUUUAAACAUCUGCUUAAGAAUUGGCUGCCAUCUAAAGCUUUGCUAAAUGAUCGCUUACCUACAUGUCUAAAGGUUUUUAUACCUGUUAGGAAUGUCAGUUUCCAGUGCAUUUUCUUUCUCUGGCUAGUUCAUACUGAAAGCCCAUUAAGUAAUUUUUCCAGUUAUUAAACAAGUAUUUUAAAUUACUAUAGCGAUUUGAGGAAGAUUAUGUUACACUCUACAUAUUUCUGCAUAUUUGGUAUCUUUCUAAGAUCUCAGGCUUCCUCUCAGGAAUUAGAAGAAAUGUUGCAUCAAGGCAUUUGCUUAUUUGUAUAUGAAACUGUAUGCAAAAUGGAAAGGUCCACAGUAUGACAGUUUUGAAAUUAGUCAAGAAGUUUUAUUGCCAGCUAUACUGGGAAAGAAAAAUUAAUUAGGUCAACUGUUAGAUCUAGGGUUCUGGCUUUAUAAAUUGGAAACCGCCCUUCUGAAAUAUUGGUGUGGUUUCCCAAUGUCUUUCAUAUGAUCUAAAUUUACGGUUCUACUCUAAAGGAAAUAAUUCCAUGAACAUCUCAUAAUUGAUUUGUGCUCAUGUUGGGAAGCCUGGCUGUGAGUGUUAAAAUUGAAAAUAGGGAUUACCCUGACUUUGGUAAAUCAACCUUGAUUUUGUAAAUUGCCACUUCUGUAGGUUAAGUUAUAUUGUUGUUUCCAAGUUUUUUAUCUCGGGCAAUAAAUUUAGUACUUAUAACCCCUUGGCAAUGGGCAAGGAGACACCUGAUUGGUGGUGUUGCUCUUAUAUCAUCAGUCAGGGGCAAAGCAGAUGUACAGUCCUUAGUUCAUCCUAGCUUGAUGCCUGUGUCGGUGGCCAGAGCUAUUUCAUUCCUGAGGCACAUAAAAAAAAAAA
Myotis lucifugus (little brown bat) is the source of this 6023-nucleotide messenger RNA. RefSeq names its product RNA binding motif protein 15 (gene RBM15). The coding region runs from base 399 to 3368 and encodes 989 amino acids. Gene Ontology annotation, cellular component: nucleus. Gene Ontology annotation, molecular function: mRNA binding. The record is from RefSeq and is a predicted model, not a curated record. NCBI's taxonomy places the organism in Eukaryota, Metazoa, Chordata, Mammalia, Chiroptera, Vespertilionidae. The transcript is spliced from 2 exons. Gene Ontology annotation, biological process: regulation of alternative mRNA splicing, via spliceosome.